Molecule: messenger RNA, 2641 nt
Organism: Hyposmocoma kahamanoa
Lineage: Eukaryota; Metazoa; Arthropoda; Insecta; Lepidoptera; Cosmopterigidae
Gene: cyr
Exons: 7
Coding region: 202-1731 (509 amino acids)
Source: RefSeq, a predicted model, not a curated record
AGAUAGACGAACGCGCGGAACGGCCGACGUGCGCUUCGCUCGCGUUCCAAGUUCAACCUCACGCGGAAUUGAUGUUGAUGACUUGAAAAAACAAAACAGUGCACUCGUGCGUCUCCACACAACAAGUAAAUUGAAAUAUCGUCGCUGAAUCGAUGUGGACGCCGAGGAUUCCUCUGUAGUAACCGAAGUGGCUGCAACAGUAUGUGGCGAGCGCUACUGCUGGCGUGCCUGGUGGCGUCAAGUCCGGCGCGGGCGCAGCAGACGCGACCUAACCGGGUCGUGGAUGUAGCCAGCGCCUGCGAUCGCUCCGCCUUUGCUGUGCACCUUACCUUGGACCAGCCCUUCAAAGGCCUUGUUUUCAGCAAAGAUUUCUCGAGGGAAUGUCGAGUUCAAGGAAAUCUUCAAAAGAAAGUGUCACUCCACCUGCCAUCAAAUGCAUGUGGCGUGAGGACGUCGACCCUUAACACGACAGUGGAGGAACCAGACGACGACGAGGACCUGUAUUAUUCUAUAGAAUUGAUCGUGCAGAUGGACAGGCAUUUGCAGCAGUCUUCUGACCAAGAGCUUAUAGUCAGGUGCAAACUGCAACCCAGAGCAGUUCGCAUCAACAGCUCAGCAUUAGAAGGAGUCAUCCAGAACAAAUUACGCGAAAUGUCGGGCAACGAAGUUAAGAAGUUCAGGACUGGCCGCAACCGCCAAGGUUUUCUGAAUCCAGCCGACGCGGAACAGCGCGAGAUGCUGAUGGAGUCAGCUCGGGCGUGGAUGGAACUGGCGCCGGCGGUGGCUUCUAUGGAGCCUGCUACUGUCGAGGUUGGGCAGCCCACUCGGUUACUGAUACAAUGCACUUUGCCCGUGGGCAUAGGACUUCGAGUAACGAACUGCGUGGCUCACGACGGCCUCGGCGAAGCAUCGCAAAAACUCCUUGACGAGGCUGGUUGCCCUGUCGACGAGACCAUCUUCAACAGACCUACCAUUCACCAACAUCGCCAUAGGAGCGAGGUCGAUUUAUCGGACUUAGAACCCGUCGAUCCACAGCGAAACCUCCACGAAAGUACCAAUAUCAAGCAAGCUAGAAAUGACCCUGAAUAUAUACUUAAAAAUAUCAUGACAUACCAGCACGCAAUGACUACCUUUGCUGCCUUCAAAUUUCCUGAUAGAGCAAAGUUGCAUUUGACGUGUGGAAUCGAAUUAUGCAAAGGCCAAUGCCCCGUGGUAGAUUGCAAAGCGUUGCAGAAGCCGCAUCAAACUAGAGAUGGAUUGGUCAGAAAAGCAAGGUUGAAUAAAGACGCGAAGGGAGUGGUUAUUGACCGAUUGGAAGUCUACAACAGUAUUGAGGUUCUCGCACCAAACAUUGAGUUGGAAGAUGAAGCUUCAAUAAGAGGUUCGAGAAGAAUCGAAGGUGAAGAUGAAUUCGUCCGAGGCUUCUCUCCUGGUGAUAAAACUAUCUGCUUAUCUCCUGGCAAAAUGGCUCUAGCAUUCUGCGUAUUAGGAGUCAUAUUCCUAUGCGCCAUUGCUGUAGCCUUCGUUUCAUUGGUUCGAGCAAGAAGGCGUUUGGGACGGGAACCGCUGCACACGUCGCUCUCUUUCUACACUGGUAGCAAAAGCUUAUUUUCUUCAAGCGAGAGCUCAAGUUCUGGACUCAGUGGAAGCAAGCUGCUUCUCACUGAUAGUCCGUAUUUAGACCAUCAUUCCUCAUCAAGCAAUAAUUGGCCCUAUUCCAGGGCUUUUUAAAUAACAAAUUCAACUGAAUUAAAACGACUGUAAAGAAGUUACUAUUUAAAUACUUCUUUGUCUAUUCAGCACCGACAGUUAGAAAGUCAAGCUCAAUAACUGAAGCGCGAAAUCAGGUUGUUUAUGAAGUUAAUUGUUCUCUAAUAACUUGUCAAAGGUACAACUACCUAUUAUUUCGUGAUGGAAGUGCAUGAAACGUGCUAUAUUCUGGAUAGACUAUUUAAUUGUGUUACAACGUAUUAAUUUAUUGAAUAUCAAUAUAGUAAGACUGCUCCAUACAUUUAAGUUCGUAAUAACCUUUGAGAGUGCUUGUUUGAACAGGAACAAAUUAAGAGGUACCUACAAGGAGAAUUAGAUUGUUUACUGUUCAUUAUUACAAGCAUUUUUCCUAUUUAUUAUUAGAUGUUAAAAAGGAAUUUUCCAUUGAGGAGGUGCAUUUGAAUCUUUGGGACAACGACUGCCAAAAACAUGCUUCAAAGGAAUUAAUUGUACAUAAAAUAACAUUUUACCAAACAGAUACAAAGGUUUUGAAAGUUUUUUGUUGAUGAACUUGUUCAAAAAUGAAUUUUGGAUAGGUGUGUUUUAAAUGUUACUUCUGUCCCCUUAGGUUUAGGGUUUUUAAGGGUUUACAUUCCUAGUAAGUAUAACCCGUAAAAGUUAACAUUAAACAUUGCACUCUGUUUUCUAUUCUCUGAUCUCUCUAUGUUCCGUAUUACAAAUUGACAUCGAGAUCAGAAACUAGUGCUAAAUCUUAAGUUAACUUAUGCGGUUUAUAAGAUUCACCUACUAUGGAUUUUGUCAUCUGCGCUUCCUCGAACUUAGAUUAAAAAUUAUUUUAUUAUCAAUGUAAUUUAGUAUUUAUGAAUCAAAUAAUAAUGUGAUAAAGGAUCAUAAUUAUCAAUAAUGAUCA